AUGACCGGAACACCGACAGCAGACAACGGCGCCUUAUCAACCUCACAUUCGCAGACUUUGGAUAUCAAAGUAUCAAGAAGAGGAGCGUUCGGAGGAGAGGAUCACCUUGUGUACACCGAGGAGCAUGGCGAAGAAGAGUUCAAACCGCUGAGGGUCAGGGAGCUGGUACGCCCGCCUGUGGUACGGCAAUGGAUGGAAGACGGCAAACUCUACCGAGAACCCUCUCAUCACGAAACACCUCGAAUCGAACUCUUCUUUGAUCUUCUCUUUGUCGCUAUCGUCCAUCAACUAGCCGACGCUGCUAUUGAGGAGCCCGGGGGCAAGUCUGUCGCGAGGUUUGUACUUACGUUCUGGCCUAGUUUUCAAACCAAAGCGGUACCGAUGAUGCACCUCCUCCACCGCGUCUGGGUGUUGAUCGGUAUGAUGACCCUCAUCGGCUACUCCGCAAAUGCCUCCGCUAUCGAAAUCCAUCCCGAAGGCGAGGAAGAAGAGCUCGAUCAUUCGGCAGUACGGGCAGCGGUAGCUUUCUGGCUUGUCAUCAAGUUGACGCGAGUCGUCGUUCUUUUCUACUAUGCUCUGAAGCUGCCAAAAUUUCGGUCAGCGCAUAUAUGGAAGGCGGUAGCAGUGCUAGUGCCUAUGUUCGUCUUACUACCUCUGAUAUGGGUUACAUCUCGCCCUGCUCAAAUCGUACUCGCUACUCUCCUCAUCAUUAUCGACAUAAUGCGUAUCGACCUCAUCUUCCUCCUCAUUCGUGGCCGCAUUCAUGCGUAUCGCCAGCGGCGACAAGAAGGGAUCAAGGGCUUGCAAGCGUGGGGGUUUAAGGGAUGGCACAGGAUGCCCGAUGUGAAGGGCGGGGGAGCGGUGCCGGUGGUGAAUAUUGAGCAUGCUACCGAGAGACUGGGGGCUUUUAUCGUCAUUGUCCUGGGCGAGAUGGUCAUGAACGUUGUGUAUACGGCUGCGAACGGCGAGAUGGGCGUCUCGCAUGAGUUUGGAAAGGCUGCUUUGGGGUUGAUGGUUGCUUGGGCGUUGAACUAUUUGUAUAUGCUUCCGAGCGAGCCUUCGGCCGAGUAUGAGCAUGCGUUUCGAAGGAGUUGGUUGACCGGCGUAUGUUUCAACUUCUUCCACUGGCCUCUCAGCGCAUCACUAGUACUCGCUUCGGCAGCAUGUGGAAAGAUGGUCGCAAACGAUGAAGUCGAGACUGGCGUCCAUUGGUACUGGGGAUGCGGUGUAGGAUUCGCCAUGCUGUUCAUUGCUCUACUUGAUCUUACUCAUUUCGAUCUUGCUCCAGGAGAAGCGCGUAUCCCUCGGUCUAUCCGCGCUAUCCUAUGCCUCGCGGCGGCUCUCUCCCUCAUACUCUUCUCCUUCGGCACCGAACAUAUGCCUUCGACAGGUAUUCUCGCUAUCACCGUCGGCAUCACUUGGUUCACCCUUGCCGUCUCGAUCUACGGACAGCUGCCAAAGCCGGGAGGAGUCACAACGCAGGAACGGGAAGAGCUGGAGAGGAGGAGG
Cryptococcus wingfieldii CBS 7118 is the source of this 1509-nucleotide messenger RNA. RefSeq lists its product as hypothetical. The record is from RefSeq and is a predicted model, not a curated record. The transcript has 12 exons. The annotation marks the transcript as partial. Lineage: Eukaryota; Fungi; Basidiomycota; Tremellomycetes; Tremellales; Cryptococcaceae.